AUGAAUGGUGCAGAAAAAAGACAAAUACAACAUAGAUGUGAGUCAAAUAGAAAGAGUCUGCAACCUAAUUCACACUUGCUCAGUUACAAUAAAAAUUACAUCAGAGAAAACUCCUAUGAAUACAAGGAAUGUGGAAAAGCCUUCAAAAACAAGUUUUGUCUCAUUAGACAUGAAAAGAAACAUCUAAGGAAAAAUAAAACCUUUGAAUGCAAUGACUGUGGGAAAGCCUUUAGCAGUAAGGGACACCUUAUAGCUCAUCAAAAAAUUCAUGGGGGAGGGAGACCCUAUGUGUACAAUGAUUGUGGGAAAGCAUUUAUGCAUAAAGCACAACUGGUGGUCCAUCAGAGACUCCACACGGGAGAGAAACCUUACGAAUGCCCUCAGUGUGGGAAGUCGUUCACUUGGCACUCCUCCUUUACCCAACAUGUGAAAUUGCAUACACUUGAGAACUCAUUUGAAUGUAAGGAAUGUGGGAAAACCUUCAGGUAUAGCUCAUCCCUUUAUAAACAUUUUAGAAUUCACACAGGAGAAAAACCAUACAGGUGUAUAGAAUGUGGCAAAGCCUUUGCAGACUCCUCAAUGCUAGUCAUGCAUCAGAGGAUUCAUACAGGUGAGAAACCCCAUGGGUGUACUAAAUGUGGAAAAGCCUUCAUCAAGAAGUCACAUCUCCUUAAACAUUGCUUCACUCACACAGCAGAGCAACAAAACAAAUGCAGCAUGUGUGGGAAAUCUUUUAACCGGAAGACACAUCUCAUUCUCCAUCAAAGGAGUCAUAGAAACAUGGAAGCUAUGUGAAUGUGGGAAAACUUACAAUUAAUUAGCCUUUUAAUAAAGCAGCAAAGAA
Mustela lutreola (European mink) is the source of this 844-nucleotide messenger RNA. RefSeq names its product zinc finger protein 684-like. The record is from RefSeq and is a predicted model, not a curated record. NCBI's taxonomy places the organism in Eukaryota, Metazoa, Chordata, Mammalia, Carnivora, Mustelidae. The coding region runs from base 1 to 795 and encodes 264 amino acids. The transcript is spliced from 4 exons.